Molecule: messenger RNA, 1145 nt
Organism: Triticum aestivum (bread wheat)
Lineage: Eukaryota; Viridiplantae; Streptophyta; Magnoliopsida; Poales; Poaceae
Exons: 4
Coding region: 252-1145 (297 amino acids)
Source: RefSeq, a predicted model, not a curated record
CCCACCUCUGGGUCCUGUCCUGCGUCUCACCCCAAUUCCCUCCCCCUCCUCUGGCAAACACCGCGUUGUGCCGGCGAGAAAUUGGGCGCUCGAGAGGUCCGUCUGGAUCUGACGAUGGCGAUCCCUGAGGCGACGACGACGGCGUUGGCCUCUGGAUCGACGAGGGCGACAACCGAUUCAGCGGCGCGCGAGGUGGCGUACGACUUGGACGCCGCCGGCCCGGCUCUGUCGUAGCCGUGGGCUCGCCGGAGAUGCAGCCGUUGGGCCAGGGCCCGGUGUCGCGGGGCCAGCUUUGCGAUUUGCCUGGCGUCUCGUCUUCCGGCGCGUCCUGCACUACGUCAAGUUCCGGUGGCGGAGGCAGGCUCUGGCGACGGCGCGCGCACCGUCGAGUCGCAAGUCCUGUCCAGUCCUACAGCCUGGGCGACGCCGAUCCUAGCGGCUUUUCGGGCGUAGGCGUGGGCUCGCCAGAGAUGCAGCCGUUGGAUGGGGGGCCGACACUGCAGGGGCAGGGUUGCCUAGUGCCUGAUGUCAACUCCUCCGGCGCUUCCUGUACAACCUUCAGUUCAGGUGCCGGAGGUGUGGCGUCGGCAGGCUCCGGCGACGGGGCGCGCACCGUCGACUCGUGCAGCGCGGUUCAGUCGUACCACCCCGGUGUCCCGACUGCGACAAACACCACCAUCCACGUUGGGUGGAAACGCAGGCCAAGAGGGCCACGCGGCCCAGAUGAGAGGGCAGUAGUAGUUGAUCGUGUGCCGGCGCUUGAAGCUGCUAUCCGAGGAUUCGCUAAUAGGGGAACCAAGGUGGUUGUCAACCCAACGCUUGGUACAGUCUUUGAUUCGCUUGCAGAGGCGUACGAAUUCUUCAAUCUGUAUUCAUGGGAGGUUGGUUUCGGUAUUCGUUACGGCAAGAGCAGGCAGAAUGUCAAUGGGACCAAGUGCAUGCAGGAGAUCGUGUGUGGGUGUGCUAAUCGGAUGCCUGGCUUCCGGUUUGUUCCGGACACAAACCACCUCGUCCUGGUCCCUAGGCACCUUUGGCACAAGAUCAAUGGCAGCGGGGACGAGGAGCUCUGGGACAUCUCGGCACAACGGCAAUGGAUGAGUACGGCGAGGCGCUUCUGGGUAGUGUGGAAAAGAGGUUGCCAAUGA